This is a messenger RNA of Onthophagus taurus, 1828 nucleotides long. Lineage: Eukaryota; Metazoa; Arthropoda; Insecta; Coleoptera; Scarabaeidae. The record is from RefSeq and is a predicted model, not a curated record.
CAAACAAAAUAAAAUUAAAAAUUUAAUUAGAUUAUCAUGCACCCACACCGGAUGUUACAUCAUCAUCGGAGGUCUUGGUGGUUUUGGUUUAGAAUUAGCCGAUUGGUUAAUAACGAGAGGAGUGAAACAUCUCGUUUUAACAUCCCGAACUGGAAUUAAAAAUGGAUAUCAACGAUUCCGAUUAAACAUCUUUAAGAAUUACGGAGUUGAAACUCACAUAAGAAACGAUGAUAUCACCACGAAAGAGGGUUGUAGGACUUUAUUGAGUUUCGCUGAAACUUUAGGACCCGUCGAAGGGAUAUUUAACUUAGCCGUUGUUUUAAAAGAUGCUCUCUUUGAAAAUCAAACGGUUGAAUCGUUUGAGGUCUCGUUAAAACCCAAAGCUUAUGCGACUCAAUAUUUGGAUGAAAUUUCAAGGGGAGUUUGUGUUAAUUUGAAGUAUUUCGUUGUGUUUUCUUCGGUUUCUUGUGGGAGAGGGAACGCUGGACAAACUAAUUAUGGGAUGGCGAAUUCGAUUAUGGAGAGGAUUUGCGAGAGGAGGAAAAAAGAGGGUUUUCCAGCGCUCGCGAUUCAAUGGGGGGCGAUUGGGGAUGUUGGAUUAGUUGCUGAUAUGCAAGAAAACCAUAAAGAAGUGGUUAUUGGGGGAACUUUACAACAAAGAAUUUCAAAUUGCCUUCAAGUCCUCGAUCGAUUAUUAAAACAAAACGAACCAAUCGUUUCGAGUAUGGUUGUAGCUGAAAAACGAGGUGGAGUCGGAGCCAAUAACAUAUUCGACGCCGUUUUAAACAUUAUAGGUGUAACCAAUUUGAAAGCUGUGAGUCAUUACGCAACAUUCCCCGAGUUGGGGAUGGACUCGAUGAUGGCCAUCGAAAUAAAACAAACUUUAGAGAAAGAGUACGAAGUGUUUUUGAACGCCCAAGAUAUCCGAAACAUGACCAUAUCAAAGUUAAAAGAGUUAGUCUCGGAACAAUCCGAUGUUGCAUCAAAACCCAACCAAAACGAACUCGAAUCCGAUCUUCCCGAAGAUAUAAAAUUACUUUUUAGGCACAUCGGAAACGAAGAAACAUCCAACAAAAAAAUCGUCAAUUUAAAAUCUAAAUCAGUUUCAAACAACCAAAUAAUCGCUUUGCCUGGAAUUGAGGGGAUGGCGGCGAUUUACGAGACAAUAUCGAAAGAAUUAACAUCCGAUUUAAUGUGUUUCCAAUUUUGUGCCGAAAAUCAUUCCGAAUCAAUCGAAGAAAUCGCACAAUCUCUAAUAAAAACCGUUUUAUCAUCAAUUUCUUGCGAUAACUUCACGAUUAUUGCGUACUCUUUUGGUUGUGUGGUCGCAACGGAGUUAAUGUUUAUUUUAGAAUCGCUUGGAAAAACCGGAAAAGCUUUCUUCAUCGAUGGCGCCCCGGAAUUAACGACGUGUUUAGUUAAAAAACAUUUUCCAUUUUACGACGACGAAAUCUUCGAAACAGCGUUAUUAUGCACCGUAAUGACGCGAUACAUGUCUUUCGAUGCGAUUUUAAAACAUAAAUCGGAAAUUAUAAAACGAAAAAGCUACGAAGAUAAAAUCAAAUAUAUUAUGAGCGUUUCCCCGUUUAUUAAUCACUCGGAAAAUUAUGUUAUUGAAAUGUGUAAGGCUGCGUUAAGCCGAUUAAAAGCGAUUAGGAAAUAUGAACCAAGACCGGAAAAGUUAAACUCGAAAAUUAUUUUAGCGAAACCUUCAAAUCAAAGUCUUGAAAUCGCGGAUGAUUAUGAUUUAUCUUUGAUUGCAACCGAAAAGGUUGAUGUGAAAAUAUUUGAGGGGAAUCAUGUUACUAUUUUAGAAAACAACGAUUUA